Molecule: messenger RNA, 9366 nt
Organism: Anas platyrhynchos (mallard)
Lineage: Eukaryota; Metazoa; Chordata; Aves; Anseriformes; Anatidae
Gene: EXD2
Product: exonuclease 3'-5' domain containing 2
Biological process (GO): nucleobase-containing compound metabolic process
Cellular component (GO): cytoplasm; nucleus
Molecular function (GO): 3'-5' exonuclease activity; nucleic acid binding
Source: RefSeq, a predicted model, not a curated record
GCGGCAGCGCCCGGUGCCGGGUUGGAGGCCGGCCCGCCGCCCGCCCCGCCUCAGCGGCCCUACAAGAUGGCGGCGCCCAGGGGCCGCCGGCUCCUGAGGGGCAGGCUCGGAGCCCGCCGCCCGCCGCCGAGCCCCCGCAGGCCGCGAUAAAGCGCCGAGCGGGUGCAGGGAAGGGGAUAAGGAUGCCCAGGCAGGCGGCGGUGACGGUGGCUGUGGCGACCCUGCUGGGUGUGGCGGUGGGGGGCCUGGCGCUGUGGAGGGCAGCGCGGCGCCGCAGGGGGACAGCGAGCUGCGGGCAGCCGCGAGGGGACGAGGGCAGGGGGCCGGCAGAUGAGGCGCUGCUGAAGGCUGAGGAUGAGGAUGAGGAUGAGCCUGCCUUCGGCACGCCGCCCGCCUCGUCCCGGCCACACAGGAGCCUCGGUGCGGACAUCGUGGUCGUCUCCGAGCAGGAGGAGUGGGAGCGGGUCGAGCCCCUGCUGAAGAAGGAGCUGGAGCAGCGGCCGGUGCUUGGGAUCGACUGUGAGUGGGUAUCUGUGGAGGGAAAAGCGAAUCCUGUAUCCCUUCUACAAAUGGCUUCUUCCAGUGGCUUCUGUGUUCUCAUCCGGUUGCCCAGGCUCGUUGCCAGUGGACAGACUAUCCCAAAGACCCUGUUGGACAUCAUGGCAGAUAGUGCUGUAUUGAAAGUAGGGGUGGGAUGCUGGGAAGAUGCUUGCAAGUUACUUCAGGACUAUGGUCUUCCAGUAAAAGGGAGUGUGGAUCUCCGAUAUUUAGCCAUGAGACAGCGGAAGGAUCUACUUCACAACUGCCUUAGCCUUAAGUCCUUAGCUGAAAAAGUCCUGAACUGCCCGCUUGACAAGUCUCCUCAUAUGCGUUGCAGCAACUGGGAGGCAGAAGAACUGACACAACAUCAGGUUCUCUAUGCUGCUAGGGAUGCCCAGAUCUCAGUGGCUCUGUUCCUCCAUUUGCUGGGAUUUGCCUGCCUCCCUGCUGUAUCUGACGGUGAAAACUCUGCUGCUACUUGGGAAAAAGUACUGAGCAAAUGCCAGGGCUUGGUGGAUAUCCCAUUUAGAGGGAGGAGGAGUGGCAGCGCAGGAGAGAAGGGUGGAGUGGCACGCUCCCCUCAGAAAACAAAGAAUCGGAAAUCUUCUGCGAAUGUUCAGUCUUCUGGCAGUCAGCAAGUGAGAGAUCCUCGGAGGCAGAAGCGAAAGCCUCUGGGUGUGGGAUAUUCUGCAAGAAAAUCUCCACUGUAUGACAACUGCUUCCUGCAUGCACCAGAUGGACAGCCUCUGUGCACCUGCGAUCGCAAGAAGGCUCAGUGGUAUCUGGACAAGGGGAUUGGAGACCUAGUUAGCACAGACCCGUUUGUUGUGAAGCUGCGGUUUGAGCCUUCAGGACGUCCCGAGUCUCAAGUCGAUUAUUAUCUGACAGUCAAAGAGAACCUGUGUGUUGUAUGUGGCAAACGGGAGUCCUACAUCCGGAAGAACAUUGUUCCUCACGAAUACCGAAGACACUUCCCCAUCCAGAUGAAGGACCACAACUCCCAUGAUGUGCUACUUCUCUGCACAUCCUGCCACGCCGUCUCCAAUUACUACGACAACCACCUCAAGCAGCAGCUGGCUGAGGAGUUUGGUGCCCCCAUUGGCUCCGAGGAGGGUGUGCGCAUGCUGGAGGACCCUCUGCGCAGGCAGGUGCGCUCAGGGGCCCGAGCUCUGCUGAAUGCAGACAGCCUGCCUGAUCCCCGAAGGGCAGAACUUCUGCAAGGCAUCAAGGACUUCUUUAACACAGAAGCGGUGACCCCGGAGAUGCUCCAGGAAGCAGCUGCUCUGGAAACCAGGAUCUGCAAUGAGAGCUACAUGCCACACGGACUGAAGGUGGUGCAGUGCUUUGCCAAAGGAGGCCUGCGCUCCCUGAUGCAGUUGGAGAGACGCUGGCGGCAGCACUUCUUGGACAGCAUGCAGCCCAAAUACCUCCCAGAGCAGUGGUCAGUGGACCAUAACCACACAAAGCUGAUCCGAAAGUACGGGGAGGAUCUUCAGAUCGAGCUGUCAUGAAAGUCACUUCCUGGACUCUAGAUAGGAUGUAAUGGACAUGCAUAACCGAAGGUGGAAGGAGUGUUUUUAUUUCUGUUUCUCCACUAACACCUGAGCCUGGGUUUGUGAACAGGCAGCAGUGGGUCUGCCAGAUUUGGCAUUUAUAAGGAGUUAAAUCCAUUGACUUGAAUUUUAUCAGGUGGUUUGGAAUCUUUAAUCCUAGACUCACUGAUUAGUUCAGUGCAAGAGCGAUAUACUAAGGGAAUUAUCCUUCUCUAGUUGACUAUUGGGAGUUAUUUUCUACCCCCGGGAUGUCUGGUCCCUCCAGGCCAUCUCUUUUAACACAGAGCACAAUAUGUACACGUUUCCAGGUUUUCUGAGAGAUGUAUAUAUACACCUUGGCUGCACCUCAAGAAUCUCCUGAUAAAAAUCUUUCUUUGCUUUCAGUGCAGUUGUACUCACACGAGUUCUUCUCAGAGAAGACUACCCACUAGAGAGAUUCCUUAUUUGGAAGUAGCAAAGAAUUUACCUUUAUUUUUAUUUUUCUUUUCAGAUUCUGAGCUGUAUCGGCAUUCCAGAUAGGCCUCACUGUCCUGGUGCUUGAGGAUAAGAUUGGCAUUGUGGCAGUGACAAUGUCAGGUUUUUUAAACAGUUUCCAGCGGCUCAGAGUCUGUUUACAAAAAAAAAAUAAAAAGAGAUUUACCAAUUCUACUUGUUUAUCCUGAGUAGCUCUCAGCAGGUACCUUUUCACAUCAGAGUGAAAUGCGGCCAGGUGUCUUAAAAGGGAUGAGAAGAAACAAAUUUUAUUAAAAACCAGCAUCUUUUAAGAGGUCAGAUCAUGUGUGGCAGGAAACUGGAAAAUCUGGUGUUCUGUUCCUGGAUUUGACUUGUGUGGUGGUGAGCAGGUCAUACUCUCUCCAUGCCUGUCUCUAAAAUGGGACUAAUAAUACUUACCUAUCUCACAAGGGUGUUGUGAGGAUUGAUUAAUUAAGAUUUUUGUAAAAUGCUUUAAAAACAUGAGCCAGUGUGUGCUAAUUAUUAUUGUUGUUUUUAAAGUUGUGCUGCUGUCUUGACUUUUCAUAAAUAGACAUGUUUUUUGCCUGGUGUUAGACCCUAGCUAAAAUACAACUUUUAAAAAGUACAUAUCCAUUUCUGUGAAAUCACUUUUGAUGAUUUUGAUUGCAUGAGAUGACUGUGCUUCUCCUGAAUGAAACUAUGCUCAACUUCUAUAAGCCUCUGCGGAGAAGUUUUGGUAAGACUCUUACCGUGCUUCACGCUGCUGUGUGUAGCACAGUUGACCCAUAUUUCAUAAUAACCUUUGGGCAGAAUGCUAUUGGGCUUGCUGUGAUUGUGGUAGAAAGUCUCCUCUAUCAGAUUAUUUGAGAAAUUUCCCAGGCCAGGGGUUGAAAAACGCGUUUGUAGCAGAGCCUGUUUGAGAUGCGUAGGAGCCAUGGAGAAAUUGUGCGUUAAUGUCAUCCCAGAGGAGCUGCAGAAGCAGUCCGAUCAAAAGGAAUCAAAGGUUUGUGAUAAAUAGUACUUAUCACUGAGCCACAAACAAGACCAUUUUCAUUAUAAGGGCAAUUUUAUGUCUUUCUUGCACCAUUGACAGGUCUUGACAAAAACUGAUGAAGCCGAUGUGUUCUGUCACUGUGCUCUUUCACACAGCUGAUUGUAAUCUCAGCAAGAACCUCCUGUCUACAGCAGGAGCUUGGAUGUAACUACUUCUUGCCAAAGCAUUUUGAGCAUGUGUUCAGGUGGUGUUAUCUCCUGUCUUUAUAGCAAGGCAGUGUGGUGAGAGCUCUUUGCAUGGUUCUGAAAACCCUUUUCAGCCAUCAGGAGUACAAACUGUCCCUCUCACUUCUUUGCUCUGUUUUUCUCCCUUUGUUCUGAUGCAUGAACUCCUGAUAAAGCUGUCUUUGUUUACAGGAACCCAUAGGUACAAACAGGGCUGUUGUCUUUUCUGUCUACUGAGAAAAGAAAAUGAUGUUGAGAAAGGAAUUAGACUAAGGGUCCUCUAAACUUAAGGAGUUGGUGGUAUCACUAAAGAACUUUUUUUUUUGGUCAAAUCACUUGUUUAGAAAUAGGAGUUUGCAAGGAAAACUUCAGUAAGUAUUUUCUUAGCUAAUAUUCUUCAUUGUUAUUUGAACGAUAGCCUUAACUUGCAUGAUUUUAAGUCAACCUGAAAGAGGGGCGGGAAAUGCUAUAUUUAUUGUGUAGAAAUUAAUUAUUUUUAUAUGAUUGUGAUUUAAAAUGUUUUUGCCUUUUAAUAGAAUAUGCUUGCUUUUUCUGUUCAAUAGGUCUUGCGUAUGGUUAUCAGGAACACUUGCUGGUUUACAGGGUAGUAGCAGUUCUACGGGCAGGGUCAGAAUGUACUGAUUACUUGCAUUACUCUCAGAGUACACUGCUUCCUCCUUGUAGAGUUGCUUGGGCUCUGGAAUGUACAGUGGUCAGAGGAAGAGCAAAACCAGCCUACAGAUUAAAAAUCUACAUAUGUCUUCAUUGUUACAUUCAGUAAAAAUCUGCUCUUUUACCAGACUUAACCAUCAGUCAAGCUCUUUUUUUCCUUUUUUGCAUGCCUGUUUUUUCUCUUAUGUCUCUGUGUCUCACUCUGUCCUUGUGAGUCCAUCAUCUGGAUUUCCUUUGCCAGUGCCUUUCCCAGCUGACCUCCCAGGUACCAGGAUACUGUACUUCUCAGCAAUGUAAUGGCAAGUUUGCUCAGGAAGAAUUGAAUUGUUCUGAAGUGGAUUCAGGUACUGUCCUUGCCCUGAUUACGUUGGUCAGUCGUGUUGGCUGCCUCUUUUAAAAUAAAUCUUAGGUUUGGCUCAAUCUGAGGACUCACCUAGGUUGCCCCUAGCAUCUUACCUGUGGUAGGACUCUCCUGCAAUAAACAGUGCAUCCAGGCUUUCAGUGGAGGGAGAGAAUUCCUGUGCCUCUCUGUGGGCUGGCUUUCACAACAAGGGAUUUUUCUUUCAGUUGCUUGUCACUUCGUGCUUGUGAGUUUGCCCGAGGUACGCUGCCAGAGAUGGGGAGAGAAUGUUUCCUUUUUACCUGGCAUUUGCUGCUACCUGCCUCAGAGCGAUUUGUGCAGGUUAGUGGGGAGCAUCCUCCAGUUGCUGUGGUCCUCAAAACCUGCCUUGGGUUAUGAAUGCCCUGCAGCUUUUGCCUCAGUCCUUUCCAUGUAAGGCAUUUUGUCCUUGUGAACUGGAUGUGCUUGGGGUGCUCUCAGAUUCCCUCUGUUCCAUGUGAGACCUGAGGAAGGCUUGAAAGGAAGUUGGCAAAGCAAAGAGUUAAGGGCAGUCAGCCUGCAGUCCUGUUCCCCUUGUUCUUACAGCUGCACAGGCUUACACAAGAAAUUUUGCCACUCCAGAGGAUAAUGACAAAAUAACUUCAAUUUUUGUAAUGCUGCUGUGAAGCCUUGAGGUAAGAAUUUUUUGCUGCCCUAGCAGCUAUGGUUUACUCAGUACUUUUCUAAGAAUAUGACUGGGCUUGUGUUUCCAGAGAUGCUCCUCUGGAGCUGGAGCAACAAUAGCACUGGUAGUAUGUUAGCUAGCCUUCCUGCACGGGAUAUAAACUGACUUCUGCCCUCCCAAACACUACACUUUGCAUUUUUCUUGGCUUUGCAGCAAUUUUGGCACGAUUACAUGGUGCAGCAAGUACUGGGUGAGCAGAAUUUUCGAUAGUCUGGUGGUUGAGAUGCAGCGAGUGCUGCACUUGUGAACAGACCACACGUGACACGUUAAUUAUUCUGUAGGCAGACAUGGCAUUUGGAGUGCCUUGAUUUCCCUCCUUUGACUGUCUUUAAAGGUCUCAGCUGUCACAUCCCAUGACUGACAGGGACUGAAGACAACAUACCCCCAUGGGCUUCUUGCAUUUGGUGCUCCUUAAUGCCAGGGAUGCGAAGCCAUCUUCCUGUUGCAUUGCUCUUGCUCUGGCUCCCUAGGGAGUAUCUGAAUUCUGCACUGUCUGUAACAGUUUUUGUUUUAUUGUCAUUCUCCACCACCACCACCCGUGAAAAGUACUUCAGUGCCCAGGUCCUGUGCCUAGGUGCCUUUGGGGAGCUGGGACCUUUACACAUGCAGAGGGAGCCUCUCUAAUGAGGAGUCACCACCAGCCCUUGCCACUGUGCAGUGUGAUUUAGAGGCACCUCCAGUCUGAAGCAGUAGGUCAGUUUCCAUCACUUACUCUUUGGUCACCUCCUCCUUUCACCUUGUUUUGGAAAAGGGGGGAGGCAGUUCAAGAUAAGUGCAAAGACAGCAUCCUGCUUCCUCUGGGAGUUUUUAGGGGAGCCACAGUUUGCCCUCUUGUAUUAGCCCAGCAUCAACAUAUUUUUUUACGUGCUUUUACAGGUAGAGAGGGUAAUGCUGGAGAGCCAACAUGGUAAAGUUUACUAAGGAAAAAUAACAAUAAAAAAUCAGCCAAAUAAGCACACGUGGGACGUAAUUCUCUGUAUUCAGAGCAGGCUUUUCUUUCACUGUGAGUUGCACCAUGAACUGCAGGCAGCUGUGGCAAGGAUUUUCUGCACCAAGGUUAGUGCUGCACCCUCACUUCCCACUUAACCAUCACCGUGCUCAUUUCUGCCUUGAAUUAGGCAGUGUGAUACUACCCAGUGUCUCAGCAGUGCUGGUCGCCAGGAAACAGAGCAAAACCAUCUUUCUUUUAUUAUUUUUUGCAAAGGGACUGGAUUAGUCCAGUUCUGGAGAUGGAGGAAGAAAAGAGGAGUGAAAACAAAAAAUAGGACUGGGGCUUUUACUGUAAAAUAGAGAUGUCAUCUUCAGAUAAUAAGAAACCAUUUCCUUGUACAGGAAAAACUCCAGCUUCAGCUAUAGAUGGUACAAAAUAUGGCUUCUAUCUUUCUUUGCUUAAAAAUGGGAAGAUUGUGUAGUGAUGGAGGAGCACAAGAGAGAAGACAUUUAUAUAUCUCAGCACGAAUGUGACAAGUCUGGGAAAAAGGUAGUAGUAGGCAGCUGCCUGACUUGCAGGCUUAAGAGAAAAACUGCAUCCCCAAGCCCCCUCCACAAAAAUGCAUUUCUCUAAGAAGCUGUUUUGCAUUGUGGUCUGCUCUGUAGGGGUCUGACAUGUAUCUCUAAUCACAUUGAUUAACGGCAAUGUGCUUUCUGAUUGAUCAUCCUUUGUAAAAUGCUGAACGGUACUUUGCAUCAGCUGAGAUCUGUCAAUUGCUCUUCGUCUUUUCCUUUGUGCCCCAACUCUAUCCAGGAUGUUUAGUAAUAAAUAAAAGCAGAGAGACUCCGACUGCUGGUGGCAAGCUGUGAAAAUGAGAGUGGGACCUCCUUUAAAUGCACUGUGGAUUAAAAAAAAACACAACGCAUUAUCUUUACUUGUAUAGCAAUGGCUAUGGAAAACCCAAAUCAGAGCUGUAAGUUUGUGCAUAUAGUUUUAUGUCAGAUUUUUGCCAUUUGGAUAAUGUUUUCCAUAUGUUUUACAAGCGUUACACCCACAUCUUCCCCCCUCUGGUUCUCCUGUGAUAUAUGGCUAGCAAUUCUAGAUGUUAUUCAGCUGCACAUCUCAUAGCGCUUUGCAGAUGUCUUAAAGACCGGCUCCAUUUUACAGAUAUUUUCCCGCAGGAAAAAUAUCUCCUCACUAGGAAGAGAGUCAGCCCAGGAAAUAAGAUUAGAACUUAAGAAAUCCUUACAGAGCCCUGGAAAAUAUCAGAUUAGACUGCCUGUCUCUUGACAAAUUGCCUUUGGAGGAGAAAGCUGCUGUAAAUCAAACAUGCCUUGUGCGUGUUCUGUGCAGGAUAGGCAUAGGUGACAACCACUAGAUGGUGCUGAGUAUUAGACCCUCAGAAAUACCCAAGUAUCUUUUUUCUCUGCCUUGGAAGUUAGAUUAAGAAUCCUAAUACCCACUAGGCGUUAAGUUGCUAGGUUUGCAGCUUGCAUUGAAAUACUGGAGGGUGCUCUUGCAGUGCAGAAGUUCUGCUGCAACCACAAAGGAGCCGAGACCUUAUCUGGAAAUCAGAGAGCCUCAUGUGCCUGCCAUGGGAUUUGGACAGGGCCAAGUGCUCUCAGAGCCUCGCGGUGUCUGUCUCAGGCUGCUGCCAGGGAGGUUGUGGACCUGUGCUGAGACCCUGCUGCCUGCAGUGAGGUGGCUGCUGCCAGUGCUCCUGACAAAAUGAAUGAGAAGUUCUCUACGCAGCUGGGUAAGGUGCUGGUGGAUGCUUCACAUGCAGCCUCUGCUGUCCCACCACUGGCAGGGCCUUGAGGGGCACCUGUGCAGGGGCUGGAUCACCCAACUUGUGCUGGGCAGAGCUGUCAUUGCUGAGAGCUUCUGCAAAGCGGCUGGACCUCUGUGAUCCCAGCACGAGGGGUCUCUGUGCUGGAAGACUUCAUAAAGUUCAUGAGAAGACAUCAGCUCGGCUUCUGUGAAAGCUUCAGCUUGGCAGUUUUCCUUGGCUGUGGUUCCACUGAGGCUGUGAUUUCAAUAAAUAUCCCAGAAAUCCCUUACUCCUGCCUUCCCGUGAGCUACGAUGUUCCAAUAUAACAUGAAGAAGAAAAGGCAGAAAGUGGUAAAUCUUCAGUGCUGCGUUGAUCUGGCUGGAGUCUCAGGCACUGAAAGUGCUGCAGAUGGGAAGUGCUGUGCUGGUCCUCCUUGCACUACUGCCAGCCAGAGGCAGCUGAACAGAAAGGGGCAUCCUGUGACCUUGGGAGGGAGCCUUGAGCUCUGCUGAGGUGGCCGUGUUUUGCCCUUGAACAGAGUUUGUCUGUGCUGGGGUGAGUUUGCAAGGCCCCUCUGCCUGCAAGCUCAAAAAGCUGGAAAGCACCAGCAUGCUGGAUUUCUGCCUUUUUUUUUUUUUUUAUUAUUUUCCCCAGCUUAAUGUGAUGGAUGCUUGCUCCUGAUAUCCUCCAGAUUCCAACAUUUUUCUUUCUUUCUUUUUCCCUCUCCAUUUCCCACCUGGAGGUGGGUCUGGACCCUACCUGGCCAAGAUUGUGUAUCAGGGGCAUUGUGGAGCCUCUGGGGCUGUCAAAUCCACGGCUCCUGUUUCCCUCAGCCUGAGGUUUCUCAUGCUCGGUGCCAGGGCUGGAAUGUUUUGAGAAGUGUUCUGUUAAUUGUCUGGGUUAUUUUGAGGGAUGGAGCUUCAAAAAUAUGUAUGUUGCUGCGACUCUUAGGAAAGUUAAGCAUUUUUUCAGUGCACUUGAUUUGAACCCAGCUUGCUGCACACGAUGCGAGUUGCUCUUAUGGGAUGUGUGAGAAACUGGGUAGGAUAUUUUUCACAGGUUAUUUCCCAGACUGCAGUGGUUUUUGUCUGGAAAUCCUCUGUAGUGGGAGACUGGAGCUUCAUCACUGUGCCAGAUGAGCACUGCAAGCUGCUUCUGCUUUG